Messenger RNA from Fukomys damarensis (Damara mole-rat), 3035 nucleotides. RefSeq names its product HGH1 homolog (gene Hgh1). The transcript is spliced from 7 exons. NCBI's taxonomy places the organism in Eukaryota, Metazoa, Chordata, Mammalia, Rodentia, Bathyergidae. The record is from RefSeq and is a predicted model, not a curated record. The coding region runs from base 93 to 1016 and encodes 307 amino acids.
CCCAGCGCCUGGUCUGCAGCCUUGGAUUGGCCCGACCGGCUUCCUUUCCUCUGGUGGGCGGGGCGACGGACUCUAGAGUUUGGCGUGGCGCGAUGGCCGCCGGGCGGACCUGCACACUAGAGUCUGGGGUCAGUUCGAGGUCCGGUUCGCCGGCGGGGCCAGAGGCCUCCCCUAACGCAGAAGCGGCGGAGCUGCUGCCCUUUCUGAGGAGAGGUGCGCGCGCAGACCUGCAGGCGACGGCGGCCCAGUAUGCCUUGGCGCUAGGUGCGCUGGCCGCAGCGGCGCCGGGGUCGGGUCUAGAGAGGCUGGUGUGCGCUCUGUGCACGUCCGGCUACAACGCGCGCGCGCCCCUGCAUUACCUGGGACCUCUGCUCUCCAACCUUAGCCAGCAGCCAGCGGCGCGAGCCUACUUGCUGGACCCUGACAGGUGCGUGAUCCAGCGGCUGCUGCCCCUUACCCAAUACUCAGACUCCUCGUUGCGCAGGGGCGGGGUGGUGGGGACCCUGCGGAACUGCUGCUUCGAGCACCGACACCACGAGUGGUUACUCGGGCCUGAAGUUGAUAUUCUCCCCUUCUUGUUACUACCUCUGGCUGGGCCUGAGGAUUUUUCAGAGGAAGAGAUGGCGCGGCUUCCUGUUGAUCUCCAAUACCUGUCACCAGACAAGCAGCGAGAGCCUGAUGCUGACAUCCGCAAGAUGCUCAUUGAAGCCAUCAUGCUGCUGACAGCCACUGCACCAGGUCGUCAGCAGGUGCGGGACCAGGGAGCAUACCUGAUCCUUCGAGAGCUGCACACCUGGGAGCCAGAGCCUGAUGUGCAGAUGGCCUGUGAGAAACUUAUCCAGGUGCUUAUUGGGGAUGAACCAGACAGUGGCAUGGAAAACCUGCUGGAAGUGCAGGUGCCUGAAGAUGUGGAGCAGCAGUUACUGCAGCUAGACCACCAGGAACAGGAGGAGUUAGAACAGCGGCAGCAGGAGCUGGAUGGAGAGUCAAGGGGAAAGAGGCCUGCAGCUACCUGAGGUCCCUGCUGCCUAAUGCCAGCUCCAGAGCUGCCUCUGCCAGGCUUCCCAUACUAGGCUUGCCUCCUGCCACUCUAAUCCCCUUGAUCAGAGGUGGUACCUUGCUUAGAAGCAGAGGUACACUCAUGCUACAGUUUGCGCUAAGAGUUCUAGAAUGAAUGCCCAGUAAACAUUGGAGGUUUGAGGGAAUUCUUAACCUCAUGUUCUGUUGCUACCAGUAAAAAUGAAGGUUGUUGCACAGCUGAGCCAGAGCUAGCCAGACCUGUACCACAGCUUCCUCCAUGUGAAGCAGAUUGAUGGCCAGGGAAGCCACCCUUUGCUUGUUCCCAGGCAUUGUUGUGGGACUGGACAGAAAAUAUUGCAGUUUCUUAUAGUUAAACAACAAAAACAAAAAAAACAUCAUUGCAGUCUCUGAGGAGCCAGCUGGAACUUCUAACUCCCAAAGGAACUGCAUGGUCUGGGCAUGGGCCAGUUCAGGUGUAAACAGUGCCCCAUCCCUUGGGGUCUUCUAGGACCCAAGCCUGUCCUCGCUUCCUGUGUUCUAUGUACCCUUUUGUUCUGUAUUUUGUACUGGGGAUCAAACUCGGGACCUUGGGUUUGUGAGGCAGGUGGCAGAAACACUGAGCUAAAUCCCCGGCUUCUAUUUCCCCUUUGUGAUCAAUCUCCAUCUUGAACGUGGCCCUCAUCCAGCCCUCAAAUUAGGUCUGUUUCCUGGCCAAUUUCCCGAGCCUCAGCUGUACUGAAAGACUUCCAGACCCUCCUGCUCCUAGGGUCUCUAGCCUACCUCUACAGAGAACUAGAUGUGCCUACAGCUUUGCUCCAUGUCUAAACCUUUUUCCCCAACCACCAUCUUUACUUCUCAGAGCCUACUAUAGGUCUCAGAGCAGCCUUCUCUGCUUUUCUUUUCUGGACCUGUGGUGUGUUCCUCCACCAAUUCUGCAGUUGUCAUGGCAGUUCACCCCAGUAUGUUCCCUUCCUGAGCCUCUCAUCAGACCUCACUGCCACCUGCUCAUGGGGCUCUUGAGUGCUCUUGUGCUCCUCACAGAUAGGCCCUACCAGGUUCCUGUGAUCCUGAUGAAGGCCUCAAGUUGUCUUGCUGGGAGUUUUCAGUACCCCAUUCUACACCCUUGAAUUUAGAAGACUGUCCCACCUGACAGUGCUUCACUGAGUUCCAGGUGUCCUCUUCCCCUGUGGGGCCUUGUUUGUUAGUUUUUUGGUCCUGGGAUCAAACUCAGACCUUGUGCUUCUGAGGCAGGUGGAGGAACCACUGAGCUAAAUCUCCAGCCCUGUUGCUGUGGACCCUUGUGACCUGCCCCAUUAAAGAUCUGGUGCUUUGGGCAGGGAUGAUGUGUGGCUUGAUGUUUUCUCUGUCCUAGAACUCCAGGAGGUAGUGGUGGAGCCUCAGCCCAGGGAGGCAUCUGCAGGCCUUCUCCCUGCAGAAGACAGCUGCACCCUUAGUUCCACAGAAUAAACCUUUUAUCUGCUUACACCACCCACCCUCCCUCAACUGACCAGGCACUUUCCUUAAGGCAAAUAAUGGCAUACAGGCAGUGGCUGCCUGGAGAAUGCUCUACUGGGCUGCCCAGCUUAGUGCCUCAGAGCUCCAGGCUGGUGGAACCCACUCCUUGUAUAGUGCUGUCCUCUAGGGACCCAAGUCUGGGCCAAGGGUGCUGUUGGGAGCAUCCUGACACUGGGCACCACAGAUGGAUCUCAGACCUAAAGCCCACGCUGUGUCAUCCCUGGACCGUGGUUCCACUGCACUGAACCAGUAGUCAAGUGGAGGGGCCACUGUCUAUCACUCCUCACCCAUAUGCCAUACCAAGCACCAAGUCCAGAGCAGAAGGGUAUGUGUGCCAUAGGCAGUACCCAGCGUUGCAAAGCCACCUGGGGCAGGCCUAGAUAGGCAGAAGGGCAUCUAGAGCAGCCCCUGAAGUAGGUCUUGGCACUCUACUGGCAAGGCUGAUGGCUGCAGCCUGCUUCUGCCCCCAUCAACCACCUACACCUAUGGCUUGUGACCAU